UUAAAACACAAAAAAAAAAAGAAAACAUAAAUAAAAAUACAUUAUUUAAAACCCGCUAGUUGACAUGUGUGCGCCCGAAAGAAACCACCAAAAACAACAACAGCAAUUACCGCACCAAACUGCUGGAUAAAAUUUGAGAAAAAAUAAAUAAAUAAAAGAAAUACAAAUUUGUAAGAAAACGAAAAUAAAUUGAAAGUGUUCAAAGGAAGGCAAAGCGGCAAGUCUCAACAAUGCGACGCCUUUGGGCGAUUUGUUUGCUGCUGGCUAGCGCCAAGGCUCUGCCCACCAAUCAACUGAAUCAAAGUUGCCGCCUCACAACUGAUUGCAGCUCGGCCAUCAAUUUGCGGCACAUCCAACGGCUGGAGCGUUACAUGCGACCAGAGCUGUCGCCGUGCGAGGAUUUUCAUGCGUAUGCCUGCGGCAAUUGGCGAUCGGUGCAUGCGGCCGGCGUAUCUGCAAUGUCGCUAAGCGGGACACGCGUCGAUCAACGGUACGUGGACCUCUUCGAGCGGCUGUUGAGGGAGCCACACGCCCCGGAGCAUCGGCUGCCCAUGCAUGCGAAAUUGUUGCGCUACUAUCAGAGCUGUCGGGCAUUGGGUAAGCCGCGAUUGCGUCGCUAUUUGGAGCAGCUGCCACAUCCAGCCAGCAAUCAUUGGACGGAGCUGAUGGCGCUACUCGGUCGCUAUGGCUAUCACGAGCACUAUGUGAAGAUCGAGGUGAGCCAGCACAAUGCCACAAGGCAUAUGGUGGUCGUACAGCCGCACAACUACAAUCACAGCCUGAACCUCACCACGGCCAUCUACGGUGCCCUGCGGCGGCACACACACGCCCAGCUGCCGCAUUUGGGGCAGUUGCGUUCACAAUUCGGAGAGCUUGACGCGAAGCUGCAGCAGCUGUCGAGGCCAACAAACGGCAGCAGCGAUGAGGAGACGCUACAUUUUUACACACUGGGGCAGCUGCAGCGAGAGCUGCCCGAUCUGAAUUGGACACAUGUACUGCAGCUGCAAUUGGGUGCCACAUAUACAAGUGGGCAUCAGCUGUUGGUCGAUGAGCCUCCGGUUCUGAAACAGUUGAUAACAUAUCUCAAUCAGGCCGAUGCACGUCUGUUGCAGCUGUACAGCUGGGCUCGGUUCCUGCAGCAUCUGCAAAAGUUACCCCACAAUCCACUGAGGCACAAUCACUUCACGGCCAGCGCCAGUUCAUCAAUUGGAUGUGUGCAGCAUAUGCGUAAAACGCUUUAUCUGCCCAUGAAUUAUGCCUACGAGCACAAUUAUUAUGGGAAGCAGCGUGAGGCAGAUGAACGGGUCAUAUUUGGCGUCUUUGAGGAGCUGAAGUCUCAGUUUGCCCAACAGCUGCGACGCAAUGAGUUUGGCUUGGAUGCAACGCUGUUGCCAGCGCUGUUGAAUAAAGUCUACGGUUUGCGACUCAACGUCGGCAACAUGCCACGCAAUGCGAGCGAACAGUUUUUUGUGGACUGCGCCCAGCAUUGGCGUGUUGGCAGUGAUUUUUAUGAGAAUCACUUGGAGAGCCUGCUGCAUUACUAUGCACAUCUGGCGGAGCUGGAAAGGAGUAUGGAUGCCAGCAUGCGACAGCUGUGGUACAGUUUCAAUCAUCAUGGACCCGAGCUGCUGGAUAACAUCGAUGCAACGCCAUAUUUUUAUUGCCUGGGCAGCAUCAUCAUAAUGCCCUAUGCCUAUGUCCAGUUGCCGUUCUACAAUGCUGAGUUUUGGCCAGCGUUACUUUAUGGCGAUUUGGCCAACACUUUGGGGCACGAAAUGUUGCACGCCUUCGACACCUAUUUUGUGGACUAUGAUGCACAGGGUGCGAUGCGCGACUACAGCGAGCAGCUGCUGCUUAAUACCCACUAUGUGAGUGCGGUGAAUUGUCUUAAUGACAGCGAAGUCAUCAUGUUAAAUGAACGUGCCGCAGAUAUCAGUGGCACACGGCUGGCCCUGCAAACCUAUAUGCAACAGCCGGCGGAGAAGCGCAACAAUGGUCGCUUGUAUUUUAUUCAAUUUGCACAAUUCUUUUGUGGCGAGGAGGCGGACAUAUACCAUGACACGGGCAGCAAGCGCCUAAAUUAUGCCUUAGCCCAGAUGCCCGAAUUCGCUGAGGUAUUUCAGUGUGAUCCCGGUAUGCCCAUGAAUCCCGUCGAGCGCUGCAAAUUUUGGUAGUAUCGCAUUUCUAGUAUAAAUCUCUUUGUAUACUUUCGUAGCUGGUGUAUAGCUUUAACUAGUUAAGCCAACAAGUAUUGUAAAUAAAAGUAUGUUUAAGUAA
This is a messenger RNA of Drosophila grimshawi, 2277 nucleotides long. Its product is annotated as membrane metallo-endopeptidase-like 1. The coding region runs from base 231 to 2174 and encodes 647 amino acids. Gene Ontology annotation, cellular component: plasma membrane. Gene Ontology annotation, biological process: protein processing. The transcript has a single exon. The record is from RefSeq and is a predicted model, not a curated record. Lineage: Eukaryota; Metazoa; Arthropoda; Insecta; Diptera; Drosophilidae. Gene Ontology annotation, molecular function: metalloendopeptidase activity.